CGGGGUGGUUCAGUCCCCACGCUCCCCACAUCGCCUCGGGGUGGUUCAGCCCCCACAUCCCCCAUGUCCCCUCGGGGUGGUUCACGCCUCCCGCCAUCCUCUUCUGCUCCCACAGCUUAGCCCCUCUGGUUCUGCCGCGCUCCCCAUUUAGGGGAAUUCAGUUUAUCCUCCCUCCGGCCCUGUGGGUGGUACGAUCCCCUCCCCCCCUCCGCACCCGCGGUUGGUCCGCCCCGGCCCGCUUCCGGCCUGCGCUGGGCCUGGUUCCGGUGUCCGCCCUCCGGCUCCUCCUGCCGUCGCUGCUGCCGCCGCCGCGAUGCUGCUAUUGUCCCGGUCCCGCUGUCUGAGCGGGGCGCUCGGCCGCUCGCUCUGCGCCCUCCGGCAGGGGAACUGUAAUCUGGGGAGACGCUGUCUGUCCGGUGUAUCUCGGAGCCAGGGGCUGGCUUACAUCAACAGCAGCAAGCUUGUGGUAAACACCUCCAGUGUCUUCUCCGUCCGUUACUUCAGAAUCACAGCAGUGUGCAGGGAUGACGUGAUUACAAUUAACACACCGGCAUUUGCAGAAUCAGUCACAGAGGGAGAUGUCAGGUGGGAGAAAGCUGUUGGAGAUACAGUGGCAGAGGACGAAGUGGUGUGUGAGAUUGAAACAGACAAGACAUCAGUGCAGGUUCCCUCCCCGUCAGCUGGUGUGAUUGAAGCCCUUCUAGUACCUGAUGGGGGGAAAGUGGAAGGAGGGACUCCUCUGUUCAAACUCAGGAAAAGUGGAGCUGCUCCCACCAAGGCCAAACCAGCAGUGGCCCCUCUUGCUGCAGCCCCUGCACCUGAGCCUGUGGUUGCUGCCGUUGCUCCCCCUGCAGAGCCAAUCCCCACUACGAUGCCUCCAGUGCCCCCUGUGUCAACACAGCCCAUUGAUACCAAACCUGUGUCUGCGGUGAAGCCGACUGCAGCUCCAGUGGCAGCUCCUGGUGUGGAGCCAGGGGCCAGCAAAGGUGCCAGAUCAGAACAUAGGGUGAAAAUGAACAGGAUGCGUCAGCGCAUUGCUCAGCGCCUGAAAGAGGCUCAAAAUACAUGUGCCAUGCUGACCACCUUCAAUGAGAUUGAUAUGAGUAACAUCCAGGAGAUGAGAGCCCGGCACAGAGAUUCCUUCCAGAAGAAGCACAACCUGAAACUAGGCUUUAUGUCAGCCUUUGUGAAAGCUUCAGCCUUUGCCUUGCAGGAGCAGCCCAUCGUGAAUGCGGUGAUUGAUGACACAACCAAAGAGAUGGUGUACAGGGACUAUGUGGAUAUCAGUGUUGCAGUGGCAACUCCCAGGGGUCUCGUGGUCCCUGUCAUCAGGAAUGUAGAAACUAUGAACUUUGCUGACAUAGAGCGAACCAUCAACGAGCUAGGGGAGAAGGCCCGAAAGAAUGAGCUGGCUAUUGAGGACAUGGAUGGGGGCACCUUCACAAUCAGCAAUGGAGGGGUCUUUGGGUCCCUCUUUGGGACACCCAUCAUCAACCCUCCCCAGUCUGCCAUACUGGGCAUGCAUGGCAUCUUUGACAGGCCUGUUGCUGUUGGAGGCAAAGUCGAGGUGCGGCCCAUGAUGUAUGUGGCGCUGACGUACGAUCACCGGCUGAUUGAUGGCAGAGAGGCAGUGACUUUCCUGCGCAAGAUCAAGGCUGUGGUGGAGGAUCCCCGCGUGAUGCUGCUGGACCUCUAGAGCACAGCCUCAACCCCAUACACCCCAACCAGGGCAGGGAUGCAGCACCAGCAGGGGUAAUAUAGGGCAUUCAGGAACCAGCAGGAGUUCAUUCCAGUCUCCUCCCCACCCCUGUGUCAGGAGGGGUCUUGGAGGGAACCCUGGAGUUAGCUCCUACCUCCUUUCCUGUUCUCUUGAGAAAUGGUUCAGUUUCUCCCUUGGGCUGUUAUCCAUUGGGCAAACUACCAAAUGGCAUGGGCUCUCCAGAACCUC
Molecule: messenger RNA, 1948 nt
Organism: Dermochelys coriacea (leatherback sea turtle)
Lineage: Eukaryota; Metazoa; Chordata; Testudines; Dermochelyidae
Gene: DLST
Product: dihydrolipoamide S-succinyltransferase
Exons: 15
Coding region: 314-1696 (460 amino acids)
Biological process (GO): tricarboxylic acid cycle
Cellular component (GO): oxoglutarate dehydrogenase complex
Molecular function (GO): dihydrolipoyllysine-residue succinyltransferase activity
Source: RefSeq, a predicted model, not a curated record